AUGGAUUGGUACUCUUGGCUCUCCGACGCCGACCUCGAUCCCGACCUCGUCUACCACCUCUCCCUCCUCUUCUCCGGCAACCAGCUCGGCGAAGACGACAUCGCCCACUUCGACCAUGAGUUCCUGAAGAGCAUGGGAAUCUCCAUCGCCAAGCACCGGCUGGAGAUCCUGAAGCUCGCCAAGAAGAGGAAGUACUCCGGCCUCCGCCGCUUCACCAGGUUCCUCGCCGCCGCCGGGAGCUCCAUAGCCAAGUAUCUUAGCUAUUCCCUGCUCCGCCGGAAUUCCUCAGCCAUCGUCGUCGUGGCGGCUCCGGCGCCGGAGAAGGGGGACAUGCUGAAGAGGCGAAGGAAGAUGGUAGUAGCGGACGGUGGCGGCGGCGGCGGAGCCAGAGUGGCUCCUCCGACUGCUGCGGUGGCUGUGAAGCACGCCGGCGAGAUCAGGUGGGACUCCAUGUUUCAGGACCUCAAACCAAAUUGA
Messenger RNA from Zingiber officinale, 477 nucleotides. RefSeq lists its product as uncharacterized. Gene Ontology annotation, molecular function: protein binding. The record is from RefSeq and is a predicted model, not a curated record. NCBI's taxonomy places the organism in Eukaryota, Viridiplantae, Streptophyta, Magnoliopsida, Zingiberales, Zingiberaceae. The coding region runs from base 1 to 477 and encodes 158 amino acids. The transcript has a single exon.